AUGACGCUCUACUACAGUCUGGUCUUCCUCCUCCUGGUGACGGAGAUGCUCAUCUUCUGCGCCCUCAUCGUCCCUCUGCCCUUCACAUGGCGCCGCAAGCUCUUCACCUUCAUUUCGGAGAGCCCUAUAAUAGCAAAGCUGCAAUAUGGCAUGAAGAUUACGUUCAUCUUCAUCCUGAUCCUGUUCAUUGACAGUGUCAACCGCGUAUACCGCGUGCAGAUUGAGCUCUCUGGCUCAGACGACCAGGGUCGUGGAUCAAGCGUUGCUGCUGGAGGCAUCGAGCGCAUGGAGGUCCAGGCCCGCAAGUUCUACUCGCAGCGCAACAUGUACCUUUGCGGUUUCACCCUCUUCCUGUCGCUCAUCCUCAACCGUACCUACGUCAUGAUCCUCGAUGUUCUCCGUCUCGAGGAGGAGGUCAAGACCCUCAAGGGCGACCCCAGCACCAAGAAGGGCUCUUCGCUGAAGAACGUUGGUGGUGCUGGCGAGGUUGGAGCUCUCAAGGAGGAGCUUGCUGCCAAGGACCGCGACAUGGCGAACCUGAAGAAGCAGGUUGAGAACAUGCAGAAGGAGUACAACCGCAUGGGCGAUCAGGUCUCUGGCAAGCAGUAG
This is a messenger RNA of Alternaria ethzedia, 609 nucleotides long. RefSeq lists its product as uncharacterized. The transcript is spliced from 4 exons. Gene Ontology annotation, cellular component: endoplasmic reticulum membrane; endoplasmic reticulum. Lineage: Eukaryota; Fungi; Ascomycota; Dothideomycetes; Pleosporales; Pleosporaceae. Gene Ontology annotation, biological process: intracellular protein transport; endoplasmic reticulum to Golgi vesicle-mediated transport. The record is from RefSeq and is a predicted model, not a curated record. The coding region runs from base 1 to 609 and encodes 202 amino acids.